AUGGCCAAGAAACACGGACCGCAACCUGCCCAGCCAUCUCUGGCGGCAGCGUUGGACAUGAAGACGCCGGAACAGUAUGCCGCGCGCCUCCUGUUACCUGCGCCGAACACUAAGGUGGUGGCACUCGGAGUGAAUGCAGCGCCACAUGGCAGCUUCCUCGUUUCGCUCGACGGUCUUUCAACUAAGUACGAGCACAAAGUCAUCCAGCGCCCGGCGGCCAUCGAAACCAUCGAGAUAGACCGACCCGCCGUGGACCCGAAAGCCAAGCUCGAGAAACCAACGUACGUCCAACUCCCACCUGGACGACAGGUCGUCCAACCCAUCAUACAGCCAGUCCUGCAGCCAGUGGCAAUGCAACAGCCAGUGGCAAUGCAACAGCCAGUGGCAAUGCAACAGCCAGUGGCAAUACAACAGCCAGUGGCAAUGCAACAGCCAGUGGCAAUGCAACAGCCAGUGGCAAUGCAGCGGGCAGUGCCGCAGCCAAGGGAGCAGCCAAGGGAGUUGGGAAGCGACCGUGUGGGGAUGGUCCCUCUAAGCACGGUGGGGACGGAGUCUUCGGCCGUGGUCGUCGGGAGCUGGGAUCGCAAGACGUCGAUGCGCAGCGGAGCCAAGGCUUUGUUGCGUCGCGCGAGCUCUUCGUUCCGACGCCGGAGAACGCCGCCGGAGGCGGAGUGGGGUGAGGACGUUUGGAUCGCCAACAGCCGCCCCAUGAGCAUCGACGCCGAGCUCCAGCGGGAGCUCGGCGGAGCACCAGCGCCCGGAGGCUACUAG
Gregarina niphandrodes is the source of this 771-nucleotide messenger RNA. RefSeq lists its product as hypothetical. The transcript has a single exon. The record is from RefSeq and is a predicted model, not a curated record. Lineage: Eukaryota; Apicomplexa; Conoidasida; Eugregarinorida; Gregarinidae. The coding region runs from base 1 to 771 and encodes 256 amino acids.